AUGGAAUUAUAAAAGGAGGACAUAUUAAAAUAUAUGAAAUUAGCUUUAGAAUAGGCAGAAAUAGGAAGAUAGAAUAAAGAGGUUCCAGUUGGAUGCGUAAUAGUAAAUAGAAACAAUGGUGAAAUUAUUGAAAAAGCUCAUAACAAUACUAAUAUGUCUAAAAAUGCAACUUAACAUUGCGAAAUAGUUAGUAUAAAUAGAAUGAGUAGAGAUUUGGAGGAUUGCAUUUUAUUUGUAACUUGUGAACCAUGUAUAAUGUGUGGAUAGGCAUUGAAUUAUGUAAAGAUCCAUAGUGUGUAUUAUGGAUGCAAGAAUUCUCGAUUUGGAGGAAAUGGAACAGUUUUAUCUUUGAAUAAAUAUCCUAGUUUUGGAGGAUAUUUAGAAUAUGAUUGCAUGAAGAUUUUGUAAGAUUUUUAUGAAGAUGGCAAUGAAAACAUUGAAGAGUAAUUUAGACACAGAAAAAAAUAAAAAUAAUGA
Paramecium sonneborni is the source of this 477-nucleotide messenger RNA. The record is from the annotation of a GenBank genome assembly. NCBI's taxonomy places the organism in Eukaryota, Ciliophora, Oligohymenophorea, Peniculida, Parameciidae.